AUGGACCCGCCAUCGUGGGACCCCGGCACGACCUAUGUGUUCGACCUCAUCACCGAUGAGAAGCUGCUGGCGUGGGAGUCGUGCCUCACGGUGCUCAGGCAGGAGACCGACCGCAGCGCGAGAGCGGAUGCCGCGGAGAGGCUGACGGUAUGCGUUGAGCGGCUGGCGAGGGAGCUGUCCACCGAGAGCUUCGAGAAGUUCGAGCUCCAGCUCCACCAGCGGGUGGUCGACAUGUUGGCUGAACCGGAGCUCGCGAAGAAGCUCGGCGCCGUUGCGGCCAUCUACGCGCUGGUUGGCACGGCCAGCAUGCAGGCGGAGGCUACGAAAAAGAAGUUCUCCCUGCAUCUCUCCUACACGCUGGAGACCAGCAAGAACUACGAGCUGCUCAACGAGGUGGCCAAGGCUCUAGGGUAUAUGGCUCGAACGUCCAUCUCUUCGUCGUCGGAGUACGUCGAAAACGAGAUUUCGCAGGCCUUGCAGUGGCUGAAGGAGGAGAACUGGCAUCGGAAGCUGGCGGCUUGCCUGGUGCUGCGAGAGCUUGCCCAGAAGGCCCCCUCGUGGGUGUACGGUAGCAUGCACGACAUCAUCCCGCACAUCGUCAAGGCUGUGCACGGAGACAUCGAAAAGGUACAGGAAAAAAAAAUGAGUCGAAAAAGGUAUUCAUACCACAAGCGGUACAUCGUCUUCCAGCAACUGCGCGAGGGAUUUUCGAAGCCCACCGAAGCCAACGUGCACGGCUCUAUUCUCAUGGCCGGGCCGAUGCUGGAGCACGGGGGUAACUUCAUGAUGCCCCGCUUCGACGAAAUCUGCGCCGCCGUUAUGGGCCUUAAGGACAACCGCUCCCGGUGCGUCAAGCUGUCCGUGACAACGUUGCUCCCGCAGCUGGCUCUGUAUAGCCCGCUCGACUUCAGCCGGAAGUACCUGAUUGAUACCUUGGAAUAUCUCUACGCCAGCUGCCAAAGCAGGUGCGAUCAGAGCGCGUCUGCGUACAAGGCUCUGGGCAAGCUUACCCUCGCGCUAGGAGUCGCGGACUUGAGAAAGGAAGUAGUGGCCCUUGUGGAGGUUGUGCUGAUCGGGGACAGCGAUAGAGAUCGGGACAAGGAGAAGGGGAGAGGAAAGGUGUCGUGCUGCCCGGCUGCGAUGGAGUGUCUGGCGAACAUCACGCAGGCCUUGGGGGAGUUGCUCGCCCCUUUCAUGCCCAAGCUUCUGGGACCGCUCUUCUCGAACGGACUUUCGGAGAGGAUGAUCGCAACCCUCAGGGUGCUGUCAGAGACCCUGCCUUCGCACACCAUCCAAGUGCAAGAGGACGUUAAACGUCUCCAAGAAGAGGAGAAUCUCCGAGUCUUGGCCCUACACACCCUGGGGGCCUUCAAGCUCGACGCCUUCGUGUUGCUGCCGUUUGUCCGGGAAAUUUUGCCGGAGCUGGUCAAAGGACCCCCGGGAAAGGGCCCCAAACAGGGCGGGGUGAACGCUUGGCAGGGGCCCGGGGAGCCCGGGAAAACACAAUUCCCCAGGGGGCCCUCCCCCCAGGGAAACCGGGACACGGACGGGAAGGAUUCCUGGUCCAAAACGAGUUGCCCAAGUGGGGGGAUAAGGGUCAAGGCCAUGUUCGACAUACGCCUCGAUGCGUUAGCGUUACUCGGCAGGCUGGCCCAGUUCAACCCCGCUUACCUGUUGGCUCCCUUGAGCAACGUGCUCAAGCACAUCGUCGUAGCCCUGAAGUACGGGAGCGAGGACAUAAUCAAGGAGCAGUCGACGCGCAUGCUGUGCACCUUCCUGAAGGCUCCGGCCCUCAAGUACUUGGUGCACCCGUACGUGAAGAAGGUCAUCGAGAUUUUGCCGCUCAAGGGGCACCCGCGGCUGGCAACUGCAGCCCUGGAAGCCCUUGGGUGGCUCAGCCUGAGCGCGUCGGAGCUGAUGCUGCCGUUCAUGGACAAGCUCAUCCCCUUCAUGAUCACCAGCAUCCAGGACUCUACCAACGUGAACGGUCGAGAGGUUAGCCUCCGUACCCUCGGGCGCAUCGUGAGCGCCACCGGCUACGUCAUCAAGCCCUACCUCCGUUACCCAACCCUGCUGGACAGCGCCUUCUCCAUUCUCCGAGCGAGGGGCAACACGCGUUGGUCUCUCCGCUGCGAGGUCCUCCGGACCCUGGGGAUACUGGGGGCCCUGGACCCCUACCGUUACGGACAGAUCUUGCUGUACCUUCGGGCGCAGCGGCUGCAGGCGGAGGCUGUGGCGGCUGGGGCGAGUACGAGCAGGGGGGACAUUAGCCCGUCGGCUACCGGCAAUGCCGCCGGAGGAGACGGAGACGGCCUCGCCGCUAGACGUCGAAAAAAAAACGGCGGCGGCAACGCCUUUGCCGGGGGAGUAGGCUCCAACGUUCCGGCCUACCCCCGCGCCGGCAACUUGUCGUCUGUCGGCAUGGGCCAGCCGCCUGGAGGGGGCAAUGAGGGCAUGCCGGCCGGAUCUUCCAUGUCGGUGGCCCUUGACGGGCUGUUCGAGUUCGAUUUCCAUGGUAAUGCGGCCGUUAAUGGAACGAAUGGGCAACCGUGGGCCGGCCACGGUUUGCUUGAGGGGGACGGCGGGCAGGGUGCGGCCCACGAUACUAUGCUCAGCCAGACGCACGAUGAUGAUCAGGCGGCGCACUCCGUGAUGUGGGAGCAGAGCUUCAUGUCGGCGCAGCCGAAUCCCAUCAUGGAGCCGACGACUCUAACGGUUCUUCAGGACAUGUACAACGAGGAUGUCGCUAUCACCAACCUCAUGUUCAUGGUGGCUCCAGCUGUCAUGAGGAUUUUCGCGAGCAUCGGUCACAGGAGCGUGCAGUUCCUCGGCGCCAUCCUGCCCACCAUGUUCUUCGUCAUCAGUCGGUGUGAGGCGGGGCUUCGGUCCAGCCUGCUCAUCCAGAUGCAGAUGCUGGUGCGCAUGCUGAAGAAGGCCAUGACGCCGUACCUUGAGGCCAUCCUUACGCUGGCGGCGCAGUGCUGGGUAACGAGGCUGGACCCGAACUACAAAGAGGUCACAAAGGGUGUCGGGGGACUGCCAGACGUUCACCAGCCGUCCAUCAACUGCACGCCGUUGGAGCGCCGUGCCGACAAGCGUCUGGCGAUGGUUCUGCGGGCGGUGCUGGUGAUGCGCCCUCUGCUGAACCAGCAGCUGAGCAUCGUCCUGCCUGCGCUGGUUAACUUGGUGGGCGUGAUGUCCGAGACCCACCCGGAGCGCGACGACCUGGAGUGGCACCUGGCCUGCCUGCGGACCAUCAGAGGCCUGACCUCCGGCGGCGCACUCUCCCACGUGCCCGCCCUGGCCGCGAACCUCGUCCACGCCUUCGUCAAGCUCCUCUCCGUCACCGGCGGCGGCGGCGGCGGCGGCACCGACGCCCUCGCCGAGGACGGCGGUAGGCACCCCGCCGCCGCCGCUGCUGGCAAGAAGAUGGAUUCCUCUUCUGGCGGAAUAAGCCUCCCCCAGCACCUGUGGGGGUUCAUCGGCGGGGCUAGCUUGGUCGCCCCGUGGGACUUGGGCGUGGGGGGGAGGAGCAACAGUAUUAGGGACGAUGGGUCGGCCGCGAGGCGCGAGAGGAGGGGGGGCGUGCAGCGGAGGAGGGGGGAGUCGCUGGGCGCCAUGGAGGACCACAAUCGGAAUCGCAGGAACAGCACGGGUAGCCGAACUGGCAUCGGGAGGGGGGUAGGCGUGGGGGGUGAUUUGGCCGCCAAGGAGGAGAUGGCGCGACAGCAACGACGUCGGCUUGACUCUUUGCAAGACGCGGGGAUGGAGGUUCUCACCAGCGUAGCGACGCAGCUCGGUAACCGGUUCUUCAUGUUCGAGGGCAUGGCGGACAACUUUCUUGACGGGGCCGGAGCCAGCGAGCAGGCGGCAAGGUACCGCCAGCUGGUGAAGCGCCUCAAGGCCGACGCCGCCGCCAGCACGGUCACCAUGGCUCCCCCCCACGGCGCCAACCCCCCCACCUGGGGCUCCGCGAACCCCUCACCCAACCCCUCCCCCGGCCGCGGCCACGACUACGGCAUCAGGCCCGCGUACACGCUGCCCCCCAACGGGGGCAAGAGUUGGAUGUCGGGUAUACCCCCCCCUGCCGCCACCGCGGGCCCCCCUCACCAGCAGUACCUGAGCAGGGGCGCUUCUCAGGGGGGGUAUGGGGGGUCGUGGGGGGGCGAGGGGGGCGGGGGCGGCGGCGGCAGCAGCGGAGACGAUAGGAGCGGGGGCGGCGGCGGUGGGAAUGAUGGGGACGGCGGCAGCGACGGCGGCGGGGAAGGGUCGGCGUACCGGCCGCUGUCCAUCGCGCUUUUCCACGCCGCCUUUGUUGGCUGCUGGCUUGAACUAUCCGAGGAUGCACAGUCGCACCUGGUGCGGUCGCUGAAGCAGGUGAUGAGAAACCAGAAUGUGCCUCCCGACAUCCUGCAGACGCUGCUCAACCUUGCCGAGUUCAUGGACCACGAAGUAGAGGGUGAAGCACUGCCCAUCGACAUCAGGUUGCUGUCCAACCUCGCGGAACGAUGCCACGCCUAUGCGAAAGCUCUCCACUACAAGGAGCUGGAGUUCGCUACGAAUCCGGCAAUAUGCAUCGAGUCCCUGAUAGCGAUCAACAAGAAGGUUGGGCAACCAGAGGCUGCCAUGGGUAUCCUCACCUACGCCCAGAACAGGCUCGGGGGUGAGGUGUCGGUCGAGGACGAUUGGCUCGCCAAGCUUGGACACUGGGAUGAAGCCAUCAUCUUGUACCGCCAGCGGCAGGAGGCCGACCCCACGGACACAGGCGCUAUCCUUGGGUGCAUGAAGUGCAUGGACGCUAUGGGGGAGUGGGGGGACCUCGUAAGCCUCUGCAACAGCAGCUGGGACCACAUCCACACCGUCGGCGGGGAUGCGGCCGUCGCCAGGAAGGCCGCGACCAUGGCGGCGAGGGCGACUUGGAGCAUGGGCGACUGGGCUCACUUCGAGCAGUUCGUGGGCUUCACUGAGGAGAACGUGGUGGAAGGUGCCUACCUCAGGGCCGUCCUGGCGCUGAGAAAGGAAGACUUGGAGCAGUGCACCAGGUUCGUGAACCAUGCUCGCCAGCUGCUGGACAACACCUUCACGACUCUCAUCGGAGAGUCGUACAAGCGGGCCUACAACAGCAUGGUCAUGGUGCAGCAGCUCGCGGAGCUGGAAGAGAUUGUCGACAUCAAGAGGUCUGUGAGCGCCCUCUCCAAAACCAGUACUUUCGGUCCAAGCGGCUCCCACGCCCCAGGGGGCCCCGCAGGGCAAACUCCAGGCACCAAGGGGGGGGGACCAAACGCUCAAAAACUCUGGAAACGCCUCCGGAAAACCUGGAAACAAAAGCUCGGGGUGUCCGUCAUGCAGCGCAUCCUGAUGCUGCGUGGGCUGGUGCUGACGCCUGAGGAGGACAUUGAGGCCUGGCUGCAGUUCGCCAGCCUCUGCAGGGUCAAGAAGAACUACCGCAUCGCUAAAAAGGUGCUGGACGCUCCCGUGGGCCUGGCUUCGGGCAACGAGUCGUACGACAACGAUGACGGGCUAGGAGUAGGUGGAGACCUCACCGGGGAGCUGAGGCAGCAGCUCUACCAGCCGACGAGGCGCAGCCUCCCCAUCAAGCACAAGCUCAUGUUCGCGUGGGUGAAGCAGCGAAAGGCUCAGAACAAGAUGGGCGAAGCCCUGAAAGACCUCUCUCGGCUGGCAGCAGAGCUCUCCGAAGAGGAGAACUCCCUCAAGGUCAAGUGCCUCCUCAAGAUGGGCAACUGGGAGCUGAGCCAGGUGGCCCCCUCGAAGCCUUUGCCGGUACCCGUGCGCGACCGCGUGUUCACGGCUUUCAAGAAGGCCACGGAGUUAGAGGAGGACAACUACAAGGCUUGGCACCACUGGGCGAUGGUGAACUUCCGUGUGGUGGAGCUGGCCAUGCAGGAGGCCAGCAUGAGCAGGGGAGGGCAGAGGUUCAGACCAGGGCCUGGCAGGGGUUCGGGACGGCUGUACGGCAGGCAGACUGAGCAGGAGCGGAAGGUGUUCACGGAGAGGCUCGUUAGCGCGGCGAGAGGGUUCAUGAGGGCCAUCAUGCUCGGCAAGAAGAAGUGGAGCGCCCUUGUGCAGCAGCUGAUCGCCUGCAUGAACCACAAGGACGAGGUCUGCCGGAAGGCGCUACACAAGCUGCUCAUGCGCCUGGGCGAGAAGCACCCCCAGGCAUUGGUGAACCCCCUCUCUGUCGCCCUGAAGAGUCCUAAGGAGGACAGGAAGGCGGCGGCGGAGAAGCUCAUGCAGCACAUGGUGCUCAACAGCAACUUCCUCGUCAAGGCAAGAGAGGCAUUGCUGGUGAGCACGGAGCUCAUCCGCGUGGCAAUCCUGUGGCACGAGCAGUGGCACGAGGGCUUGGAGGAGGCGUCGAGACUGUACCACGGCGACCACAACAUCCCGGCCAUGCUCAAGUUCGUGGAGCCACUUCACAAGGAGCUCGAGAAGGGUGCAUCCACUGCAAAGGAGGACAGCUUCCAGAAGGCGUACGGCAAGGAGCUCUCUCAAGCCUGGGCCUCCAUAAAGAAGUACCAGGCCAUCAUGGAGCCGGGACACAACCCCGAGGGCGCGAGGCUGCACGGCGGGGCGCUGAACCACCUCAAUCAGGCGUGGAACCUGUACUACGAUGUCUUCAGGAAGAUCAACAAGCAUCUACCUCAGAUGUCGGUGCUGCAGCUUGAGCUGGUGAGCCCGUUGUUGCUCAAGUCUCGCGACCUGUCUCUUGCGGUGCCUGGCACGUACCGCGUAGACAACAGCUGCGUCAGGAUCCACAAGUUCCUCCCGGACGUUCAGGUCAUCCCUUCCAAGCAGAGGCCCCGCAAGAUCACGAUGCAGGGGGAGGACGGGCGCGACUACGUGUUCCUCCUCAAGGGCCACGAGGACCUCCGUCAAGACGAGCGGGUCAUGCAGCUUUUCGGACAGGUCAACGCUCUGCUGGCCAAGGACAGGCGAAAUUACAGCCACGACUUGUCCAUCCAGCGGUACGCCGUUUCUCCCUUGAGUCACAACGCCGGGGUGGUCGGGUGGGUCCCGAACACCGACACCCUGCACCAGCUCAUCAGAGACUACAGGGACAGCCGAAAGAUCGUGCUGAACAUCGAGCAUCGACUCAUGACCCAAGCGACGAUACCGUGCGAGUACGACACCUUGACCCUGAUGCAAAAGGUGGAGGUGUUCGAGAUGUCCCUACAGCACACGGCGGGUCAGGACCUCUACAAGGUAUUGUGGCUCAAGUCUCGGCACAGCGAAGCGUGGCUAGAGCGGCGGACGUGCUACACGCGCUCUCUGGCGGUCAUGAGCAUGGUCGGUUACAUCCUGGGGUUGGGAGACCGCCACCCGUCUAACCUGAUGCUCGACCGCUUCACCGGAAAGAUCCUCCACAUCGACUUCGGAGACUGUUUUGAGGUGGCGAUGAACAGGGGAAAGUUCCCCGAGAAGAUUCCCUUCCGCCUGACGCGUAUGCUGGUGAACGCUAUGGAGAGAGGCUAUUAUGUUGUUGUCAGGAAACUCCUUCCACCCACACUUGACGGACUGCCCCCCCCCCCCCCGGGGAGCGGGAUCCAGGGGAACUUCCCAAACACGUGCGAACUGGUUAUGGAGGGGCUCCCCGAGUCCCGCGAGAACCUGGGAACCCUGCUGGAAACCUUCGUGGAUGAACCGCUCAUCUCAUGGCGUCUGCUUGAAAGGAAACAAGAAGGGGCCCAACCCCCCGGUAGUAACCACCACUCUACUAACACUGCCGGGGGUGCUCCCUCCGAAACUCCCGCUCCCACCGACCCUGUCGCUGCGGCCGUGCCACCCGACGGCGCACAGGGACAGCAGCAACAGCAGCAACAGCAGCAACAACAGCCCUUGAACGCGAUGCCGCAGCAAGCGUACGCAAUGCCACCCCCGCAAGCCACAGCCGUUCCGCAGCAGCCACCGCCGACGCCACGCAUCGGGCCGAUGAAUCCAGGUCAGCGAGGGCCCGGGCGUGCGCAGCAUCCACAGCAGCAACCCUACCACCACCAGCAGCGGCAGCAGGCGCCGCAGCAACGCGGCAGCAGCUUGGGACCACAGUUACAGCAGCAGCCGCCGCUACAGCAGGAACAGUUCCAGCAGCCUCCAGGGGGCAGCAGCAACGUGGGCCCGGUGCCACCGCGACAGCAGCAGCAGCAGCAGCACGUUGGGCGGCUGGGACGACUGCUGCAGGAGACCGCGGGGCCAGACGGCGCUGCCUCGGGCGACCCGCCGCCCCACCCGGGCGGGAACGCCGUGGGGGACCCUUCCGCCUCAGUGCGAGUCGCUCUCGCCCCGCCCGCCGCCGGGGGGGGGGCUCGUGACGGCUGGAGGACGGCCGCUGCUCCGCCACAGCACGUGGUUGCCACUGCCGCUGCCGCCGCGGGUAGUGGUGCCGGUGUGGAGGCCAGCGGCAACCAGAGCGGCGGCGGCGGCGGCGGCGGCGGCGGCGGCGGCGGCGACGGCGGCGGUAGCCAUACCGCAGCCAGCGGGCGAGUCUCCCAAGACAGCUACGGCCAACGGUACCACGAGCAGCAGCACCCACCACAAGCGGUUAAGCAAUACGCCAGCAGGGUCGGAGUGGGCGGACUGAUGCCACCGCCGCCGCCGCCACCGCCACUACCACCACCACCUUCCGCCAGAGCAGUAUCCUACAGGGUAGGCCCCUCCUCUCUGUCCGGUCGCCCCCUUACCUUACAGCCGGUGCACGAGCUCCGGUCAAGGUACGGGCGCGGCGGGGCCGACUCCGACACCGAGGUCGGGAGCGACGUGGGCACCGAGGAGAACGACGAGACGCCUAGGUCGCCGCAGUCUCGUACUGGCAGCAGAGCGGGCGAAGCCGGCGGCGGCGGCCGCGGCGGCCGCGGCGGCCGCGCCACCGAUUCCGGUCGAGAUGAAGCCGUCAGGAAGGAAGACCCGGGCGGGGAAUGGGCCGGGCAACGCCAGGCCGGCUACGCGAUGACGGGAGGCGGCGGCGGCAGCGGCGGCGGCGGUUCCGAGAGUGUCGAUGAAGGCGGCGCGAGAGAAGGGUUGCCGCCAGGCGGACGGCCGGAGGAGCUCCGCAGCGUCCCGCCGACACCGUCCGGGCCCGUCGUCGUCGCUCCGGGGAUCGGUGCCGCUGGCGUGGGAGGCGGGCGGCGUGUGUUCUCCGGGAUCAUCGAGCCGCCUUCGCCCCGCAAUGCCGUCGACGGCAGCGACCACGGGUUCGAUACGUCCUCGCCGCGCCAACAAGACGACGCGAACCUCCCGGUCCUGGGCACGAGCAACGAGGGCGGUAUAGACGAGGCCGCCGCCGCGAGCGGCGGGGCCUGGGGAACAGGGGGGGUACCGAUGGAUCACGGCCCCCCCGUGGGUCGCGACGAGGAAGAUGGGGGUGAGGAUGUUGCGGGGCCCCUCGGUGGCUUGAGAUCACCGUCCGCGGACGGAACUAAGCGCGACGGGGCUGUCGAUGGCAGCAACGGUAACACCAAGGCUUUGCCCGAACGCCAAUCGGCUAAGGCGGCGGUGGCGGCGGUGGGGGGGGGGAGGGACGCGGACCGACCGAGGAGCUCAUCGGUGGCCAUUCAGAGCUCGAGCUUCCGGCCUCACAUGCACGUCAGGAUGCAGGCACUCUCGGCCCUGAGACACGAAUCGUACUUGUCCUCAAGGGCGGGCCUUACGGUGGGUCCUGCCGGCGGCGGGGUAGACGACCUCCCCGCGGAGAUGGCUUCCAUCGCUCGCUCCAUCGCAGCUUCCAGGUUUUCGCGGAGCACACGGGAGCGGGACCUGCAGCAGGAGCUAGGGCCGGAGGGGACCUCCGCGCCCCAAGAGGCGCUCAACGAGAAGGCGGUUAAGGUCAUCAGGAGGGUGCAAGACAAGCUGUCUGGUUUGGAGUUCGGGGAUGGCGACGAGCCACCCUACCCCGUGAAGGCUCAAGUCGACUUGCUCAUCAAACAGGCGACGUCCAACGAAAGGCUCUGCCAGUGCUUCAUUGGAUGGUGUCCUUUCUGGUGACCUUGGAACUCUUGCGAACCGUCUUGGUGCUCCUGUAGUGAAUAGUCGGGCCCGUAAAAAGAGAAGUCUGUUGGAGGAAUGGAUUUGACCUGCCCCGUUGUGUGAAUAAUGUUCCAGGGUUGACAACGACGUGAAUCGGCCGUUGUUGUCCGUUGUGGGGGUAGUGUUGAAAUGUGAUUCAGCGGGACCCUAGGUCACCGGUUGUUGCACGCGCUUCACGUGCGGUGGAUGGCCGAGAAAGUGUGGACUGCUGGAGAUUGGCGCAUUUUUGGGUUCCCAGCGCGAAGUAAUCUUUCGGCCUAUUUCGAAAACUCUCCCUCAGAUAGCGGUAUUCUGGCUGUACUUC
Ectocarpus siliculosus is the source of this 10342-nucleotide messenger RNA. The record is from the annotation of a GenBank genome assembly. Lineage: Eukaryota; Phaeophyceae; Ectocarpales; Ectocarpaceae.